Helobdella robusta is the source of this 743-nucleotide messenger RNA. RefSeq lists its product as hypothetical. The transcript has 6 exons. The annotation marks the transcript as partial. The record is from RefSeq and is a predicted model, not a curated record. Lineage: Eukaryota; Metazoa; Annelida; Clitellata; Rhynchobdellida; Glossiphoniidae.
UUUCCUGUCUUCAACUUCUUCAACUUCCAAAGUUGCGGUUUUAAUAAUAAAAAUUAAAGAUUAGUAAUUUAAACGAACCUCUCCUCUGUCUGAAAAGCAAAAGUGAAUUGACAAGUUUUCAACAAUUCACUCAUUCUGUGAAUUGAGUUGCAGUGCUUGAACUUGGAGUUGGUUUGUUGAGUCUUUUUGUGCCAGUCUUCUGAGUGAACUUUCCUUGAAAUGACGGCUGACACUGUCAAUAUCAACAGAGAAAUAGAACGAUGCAAGGAUCCACUAAUUGGUUUGCAGUGCAUAAAAGAAAAUCUGAAAGAUGACAACGUUUCUCAUUUCUGGUGUGAACUCUGCCAGGAGCCUUGUGAAAAAGCAUUACAAGCCCUAUUAUGACAAAAUUGUAUCAUCACCCAUUCAUGAGCAAAACAAGUUGUACUGCGAUUAUUCAAGAAUUAUUGAAAGUAACGAAGGCAGGAAGAAGAUUCAGUUUGCAGUGAGGCCCCUGCAGAUCAGUCAGUGCACUGACCCAGGUGCCAAAUUUUUGCUGCUUGACGAUCCAAAGUUGUCGAACGUGUCCAAUAUAGGAUCUAUCCUGAACAGGCUUAUGCUCCAAUAUGGUUACAAAAAUCUUGGUGAGAUGUUCUCUAAAAUGAGCGACGAACUGAUAACCACUGAAGAAGAAGCAACAAAGGCCUUCGAGGUUGCCAACAUACUAACUAAAACGUUACUGGAAUAUCGACUGAAAACUGCUU